Oryza sativa Japonica Group (Japanese rice) is the source of this 1170-nucleotide messenger RNA. RefSeq lists its product as uncharacterized. The record is from RefSeq and is a predicted model, not a curated record. Lineage: Eukaryota; Viridiplantae; Streptophyta; Magnoliopsida; Poales; Poaceae. Gene Ontology annotation, cellular component: tRNA-intron endonuclease complex. Gene Ontology annotation, biological process: tRNA-type intron splice site recognition and cleavage.
CUUCGACCUCUUGCGGGUGGGCCCCACCUGCCGUGGCCCAUGUGGCUGAGAAGCCGGCUGGUGGGCCGGCCCGGCGCGUGGGCCCGUUGGUUUAGUGGCAGUGGUUGGGGGGUAAAAAGGUAAAAGGGUAAAUUUGGUGGGAAAAAUUACGGAAGUGGCCAUGCCGAAGCCCACGCGCGCCGUCGACCACCGGCGGCGGAGGAGCGGGCGAGCUCCGGCGAUCGCCGCCGUCGCCGUUGCCGCGGAGGAUGAUGGCGAGGAGCACCAUCUCAAUCCGUUCUUGGACGCCGCCCCGUCGUCGUCUUCGUCGAGAGUCCAGUUCAGGAAGGUGGCGUCGCGCGCGGUGUGGCUGGAGGAGGCUGGUGCGGCGGAGGUUGUGGACAGCAAGGGCAAGCUCUGGCUGACCACCGGUGUCAACCGGGACGGCAAGCUGUACUACAAUGUCGAGGAGAUUGGGUUCUUGGCAGAAAGAGGGGCAUUGGUUCUUCUUGAUUACGAGGGUGAAACAAUUGGAAUGGAGGAAAUCUACGGAAAGAUUGCUGGAGGGAAAUAUGGGUGCUCCUGGGAUGCCUUCCAAGCUUACAAGCACUUGAAGUUGCUCGGCUAUAUUAUUGGACGAUAUGGCGUUCCCUGGACAGUUAAGCGUAGCCAUACUUACAGCGUCACUGAUGCCUCCACAAGUGUGGUUGAAACUGAUCAGAUUCAGAGCUUAAAUAGAGUCGGUGGUGCCUCCAAUGACAUAACUAAAUUGCUCAAGGAAAUGUGCAUAGAUGAUAUGCAUCCAUCCUUUGAAGUGUAUCUACCGAAUAGCAAAUUUAAGAAGACAUCCCCAGGAGACCCUAGUUUCGUCCUAUGCCUAUUAAGCAACAAACCACCAUCAAGGGAAGAACUAGAAACCGUUGAAAACAAGUUUGAGGGCAUUCCUCUGAAAUUUUGCCAUGUUGACAACGGACGGGUCAGCUUCCUCUCCUCCAACAAAGCUGCUCUCCCUAGUUUGCCCUGAUGAGAUAGCAGCAGGAGAAUCUGUUACUGUUAGUUUUUUCUGCUUCUGAUCUUGUGACGUACAUCACUUGGUAUUAGAUGCAAUUCUGGUGUUCUUGUAUAACUUCAGAUCAGCAUUAACACUUACGGAGGAUUUUUCAGAGGAAUUAUUACCAUGUUUUGUCUGCA